This is a messenger RNA of Lactuca sativa (garden lettuce), 1701 nucleotides long. Its product is annotated as protein neprosin. The record is from RefSeq and is a predicted model, not a curated record. NCBI's taxonomy places the organism in Eukaryota, Viridiplantae, Streptophyta, Magnoliopsida, Asterales, Asteraceae.
CAAUCUAUAAUUUCUUCAAUUCUCACUGGUUUUCUUUUUCUUGCUUUAAUUUUGGUUUCCCUUUAUACCCUCCAAGUCUCUCUCAAUCACGAGGGUAACAGAAGAAAGCGUCAACGGUUUUUGUUUGAUUCCCAUGAAAAAUCUUGGUGCGUGAAUUUUGUUGUGUAUGGAUGUGUAUGAACAGCAGAUGUGAUCAGGAUAACCUUAUAUUGUUUCUCAUCGUACACAAUUUCACUGCCAUUGUGUUUGUGUGUGUGAAAGAAGAAAAAUGAUGGUGAAUUUUGCGGUGGUGCUCGGUCUUCUCGUGACGGCGCGUUUAUGUUACGCUACCGGAAAUGGGUUUCAGGUUAUGAAGCAUUUGAAUCGUUUCAACAAACCUUCAAUGAAAUCGAUCAAGAGCCCAGAUGGUGAUAUAAUCGACUGUGUUCAUAUCUCAAAUCAAGCAGCUUUUGAUCACCCUUCUCUCAAAAAUCAUCAAAUUCAGAUGAAGCCAAAUUUUCAUCCGGAAGGGAUGAAUUACGAGAGCAUGAAAACAUCAUCAGAAAAGCAGGAAACAAUUCCUCAAUUAUGGCGUUUAAAUGGGAAUUGUCCGAAAGGAACAAUCCCAAUUAGAAGAACAAAGAAAGAAGACAUUCUCAGAGCUUCUUCGAUCAAUAAAUAUGGAAAGAAAACCAGUCAAUCCACUGUCGCACAUCCAACUUCUGUAGAUCUCGACCUCAUCAACCAAAGUGGCCAUCAGCAUGCAAUUGCAUACGUUGAAGGAGAGUUUUAUGGAGCAAAAGCAACCAUGAAUGUUUGGGACCCACAAAUACAACAAUCAAAUGAAUUCAGUUUAUCUCAAAUUUGGUUACUCGGAGGCUCAUUUGCUUCCGAUCUCAACAGUAUUGAAGUUGGUUGGCAGGUUAGUCCAGAUCUUUAUGGGGAUAACCACACGAGAUUUUUCACAUAUUGGACUAGUGAUGCAUAUCAAGCUACAGGCUGUUACAACCUUCUGUGUUCAGGAUUUAUUCAAAUUAACAAUGAGAUAGCAUUGGGGGCUAGUAUUUCUCCUAUUUCUAAAUACCAUGGUUCCCAAUAUGAUAUUAGCAUUCUUGUUUGGAAGGAUCCCGAGCAAGGAAACUGGUGGAUGCAAUUUGGGAAUGGAAAAGUGCUCGGAUACUGGCCCGCAUCUCUAUUUUCUUACUUAACCGACAGUGCAUCAAUGAUCCAAUGGGGAGGAGAGGUGGUCAACUCAGCCUCAGACGGGCAGCACACAACCACCCAAAUGGGCAGCGGGCACUUUCCCGAAGAAGGAUUCGGGAAGUCAAGUUACUUUAGAAAUGUUCAAAUUGUCGAUGGGUCAAAUAGUUUAAGGGUUCCUAAAGACAUACAAACUUUCACCGAGGAGCCAAAUUGUUAUGAUGUGCAAACGGGAAAGAAUGGUGCUUGGGGGAGUUAUAUUUUCUAUGGUGGUCCGGGCAGAAACCAGAACUGCCCGUGAAAAUUGAUCAUAUAGUUAAAGAAGUUUGUGCUGGUGUAUGUGUGUUAUUUUUAGGUUUAAUUGUGUAUAUGUCUUCUGAUUUGUUGUAAUUUGUUAUUGUAUACGGUAUGUUAGAAACAAGAUGAUGUUAUCGAUUCUUUCGAUUUUAUGUUUUUGUAUCCAUAUGGCCCUUAAAGAAUCUUUAGGGCAGUUAUAAGGAAGAUGAUGUUUAUAUUCUCACA